CAUUAUACACACGCGGGAGGACUAAACGUGAUAAAUCAAAACCUUGAUUUUAAUCAUAGCACCGCUUUCAUUUAUCUUAAGGACAGCAAAAUGAGUGCAUGUUACUUGUUUAUUCUAUUACUAUUUGCAUGUAAUAGAGAUGUUUCAUCCUUUACACUUACUGCAUCGACAAGUGCCGACAAGGCUAUUCUUGGUGAUAAUCCAUUUACAUUAUCUUGCCAUUAUACACUUACGGCAAAUGACCAACUGUUUUCAAUAGAGCUCCAGAGGAAAAGAGGCACUGGUACUACUGAAACCUACGAAACUAUUGUGACCUUUCAAAAUCCAAGCAGUCCUUUAAAUGUAACAUAUCAAGAUACGGCGUUGGAACAUAGGACUAUAGCCACAAAACCAACGGAGCAAAGUAAAACAGCAACUCUCGUUUUCAAUACGAUAGAGUGUGAAGACAAAGCAACAUACAAUUGUAAGGCAUUGUAUACGGAUGGUGCUGUAAAAACAGUUGAAGAUUCUGUGGCAGUAAUUGUUAAAGCAAACCCAAACGCAUUAUUUGAACAAGGUACAACAAUUUCAUAUACACCAAACACAUUUAUUAAAGAGGGCGAUAACGUGAUAUUUCAAUGUAUUGGCGAUGUGGGAAAUGAAAAAGCCGGCCAUCUUGGCUGGUUUUAUUAUCUUGGUAGCAACUAUACAGAUCCGAUCAAUGCAUCUGCUAUGGCAAUAUCGCAAGCAACCGUGUUCCAACCAAGUACUUGUAGUUCUAAACAGGCAUCAACACUUCAUUUGACAAUGCUCAGGUCGUUCAAUAACAUGAUAGUGCGAUGUACAGUUCAACAUGAUACCUACAAUGAAUUUGGAGAUGGUUAUGCGCAAACUCAAAAUAUCCCUGUAUAUUACCCUCCAGUAGUAACUGCUAUAGGUGACAAAACAGUUGAUGUAGGAACUAAGAUUUUGACUUUGAAUUGUGUAGCAGAUGCAAAUCCGCCACCAAUAUAUUCCUGGUUUUUGCCUAAUGGAACAGUGGUACAUGGUCCAAACGUGUCACUUACCAACAUUCAGAUUGAAAACACAGGAGUAUAUACUUGCUUAGUGUAUAAUGUAUACGCUCAAAUCAAACAUACCGCCCAUGAAACUGUGUAUAUUGAUGUCAGAAAUACUACCACACCAGCACCGACUCUCCCACAAACAACUGCAGGUCUUACAGAAGGUAAGGCAACAACAGCUCAUCGAGAUAGUGGUAUCCCGACGUUUUCCCAAAUGAUAAAUCAGGGUCGGAUAGACAGUUCUGAGCUCGACGAAGCUUCGGGACUUGCUGCAAGUCGUCUGCAUCCUGGUAUUCUGUACUCACACAAUGAUAACGGUGAUUCGCCGAGGCUGUUUGCGAUCAAUGCAUCUACGGCUCGGGUGGUUGCCACGCUUAACAUCAGCCCAGCGUAUAACAACGAUUGGGAAGAUAUAGCUGUAGGUCCAUGUGCCAAAGGAGAUAAACGCACGUGCAUCUAUAUCCUUGACGAUGGUAACUAUCAUCAUGGUGUCCAUAAGAGAACAAUUUACCGUGUCGUUGAACCAGACGCACUGGUUAAUCAAACAGUAGCACCUGAUUCAACCUACAAGUACAACUGGACGGAGGUUGCGGCCGAUACAAUCAUGGUGGAUAACAAUGCGGACAUUUACGUGAUCAGUACCAAGGUCGGUGGACAUGGUAAGAUUGCUAAACUACCAGCACAGGCAUGGGGCCAGAAAAAUCGGGUUUAUAUAGACUCAGGAUCAUACCUUUCUGUACCGUCAUCACACCAUCAUGACCCUGCAGGAGGAGAUAUUUCACCAGAUGGCACAGAAGUUUUAGUGAAGACUAAGGAUCAUAUUUACUACUGGAAACUGGCGGACGGCGACAUAGUCGCGGCACUGACACAACCUGGGAUUAAGGUUCCGUACCAUAAGGAGAGGGCAGGGGAGGCGGUAUGUUGGUCAUUGGAUGGCUCGGCCUACUAUACCUUAGGAGAGGGACAUCACCAAAUGUUGCACAUGUAUAAACGUGCAUAAUGACACUGAUGUUUGGCGGUGCUGUUGCUUUGUAUUGAAAUACAAGUAGUAAAAAAGAA
This is a messenger RNA of Ruditapes philippinarum (Manila clam), 2099 nucleotides long. RefSeq lists its product as uncharacterized. Gene Ontology annotation, biological process: homophilic cell-cell adhesion; heterophilic cell-cell adhesion. Lineage: Eukaryota; Metazoa; Mollusca; Bivalvia; Venerida; Veneridae. Bases 91 to 2040 code for a protein of 649 amino acids. The record is from RefSeq and is a predicted model, not a curated record. Gene Ontology annotation, cellular component: adherens junction. The transcript is spliced from 10 exons.